Molecule: messenger RNA, 6552 nt
Organism: Yarrowia lipolytica CLIB122
Lineage: Eukaryota; Fungi; Ascomycota; Dipodascomycetes; Dipodascales
Biological process (GO): DNA replication proofreading; DNA replication; base-excision repair, gap-filling
Cellular component (GO): epsilon DNA polymerase complex; nucleus
Molecular function (GO): DNA binding; zinc ion binding; DNA-directed DNA polymerase activity
Source: RefSeq, a predicted model, not a curated record
AUGGGUCGACCUUUUAACGGAAACAACACCCAUGUGGUGAAACAGCGCAGUGACGAGUUUGAGCGGCGAAGGCUGGAGCGGAUCGAGCAGCUGGGUCAAAAGUUUGCCGCAGUCGAACGCCGAGAUGCCAUAGACGACCGAAUGGGUUUUACUCGCUUCUCUGGCGAUGAAAAACGAGUCGGGUGGCUGGUCAACAUGCACGAGACGUUGCUACAGUCGGAAACGGCCGAGCGGGGCCUGGCAGCGGUGGACUACUACUUCUACGACGAGGAGGGAGGCAACUUCAAGUCGACGGUGGUGUUCCGGCCCUACUUUUUUGUCAUUUGCAAGCCUCAUACUGAGCAUGCGGUGAAGGAUCUCAUGGAAAAGAUGUUUGAGCGGGUGCUCGCAAGCACGGAAAUUGUUACAAAGGAAGAUUUGAACUUGACAAACCAUCUCACAGGAAAGAAACGAAAGGCGGUGAAAUUGGAAUUUCACAACUCGGAGGAUCUGAGCUCGACACGUUUCACGCUCAGCAAGAUUGUCGACCGACAGACACAGCAGACAGAGCAGCAUCUCAACAUUUAUGAGCUUGAAGGCGAUGUGGACACCAGCACAGACGUAGAAUCAUCCAUCACUGGCAUCAAGGAAUUUGAUGUGCCGUUUGAAACCCGAGUGGCCAUUGAUCUGGACAUUCGUGUGGGAAACUGGUACGAGGUCACCAAGGAAAACGACACGGCUGUGCUCAAACACAUGGUUGAACGAGAGUACCGAGCCGAUCCAGUCGUCAUGGCAUACGACAUUGAGACCGAAAAGGCUCCCCUUCGUUUCCCCGACUCAGCCGUCGACAGAAUCAUGAUGAUUUCGUACAUGAUUGACGGCGAGGGUUUCCUCAUCACCAACCGAGAAAUGGUGAGUGAAGACAUUGAGGACUUUGAGUACACUCCCAAGCCCGAAUUCCCCGGUAAUUUCACCAUUUUCAACGAGCCUAACGAGAAGGCUGUGUUGGAAAAGUGGUUUGAGCACAUUCGAGACGUGUGUCCCACGGUGAUGACUUCCUACAACGGAGACUUUUUCGACUUCCCAUUCAUCGACAAACGAACAGCCUUCCAUGGAAUGAAUCUCUACGACGAGAUUGGAUGGAAAAAGGUGGAGGAAGAGAGAUACGAGUGUUCCUAUUGUGUGCAUAUGGACUGUCUCAACUGGGUCAAGCGAGACUCGUACUUGCCUCAGGGUUCUCAGGGUCUCAAGGCUGUGACAAAGGUGAAGCUGAGUUACGAUCCCAAGGAGCUCGAUCCGGAAAAGAUGACUCCUUAUGCACGAGACCAUCCUCAGAUUCUCGCGGAAUAUUCUGUUUCCGAUGCUGUGGCCACCUAUUAUCUCUACAUGAAGUAUGUGCAUCCGUUCAUCUUCUCUCUGUGUUGCAUUAUUCCCCUCAACCCCGAUGCAGUGCUACGAAAAGGUACAGGUACUCUUUGCGAGAUGCUCCUCAUGGUCAAGGCUUAUGAGGGACGCAUCAUUCUUCCCGACAAGCACAAACCUGCUCUUGAGCGUCAUUACAAGGGUCAUCUGGUCGAUAACGAGACGUACACCGGUGGCCACGUGGAGUCCUUGGCUGCUGGCGUGUUUCGAAGCGACAUCAUGGUCGAUUUCGACAUUGAUACUAACAGUAUCGACGAGCUACUGGUCAAUUUAGACGAGACUCUCGAGUUUUGCGUCACUGUUGAGGCUGGAAAGAAAUCGUCUGAUUUUGAGAACUUGGAUGAAGUAAGAGACCAGAUCAUCGAACAGCUUCAGGAGCUCAAAUCCAACCCCAAGCGAUCCGAUUACCCGCUCAUUUACCACGUGGAUGUCGCGUCUAUGUACCCCAACAUCAUGACGACCAACCGACUUCAGCCCGACUCCAUGGUAGACGAAAAGGACUGUGCUGUUUGUGACUACAACCGUCCCGACAAGACGUGCGCACGUGAACUAGAGUGGGCUCGACGAGUCGACUAUUACCCUGUGUCAAAGGGAGAUGUCAACAACCUAAAGCAGGGUCUGGUUGAGGAGUACUCCGGAGGUCGUUUCGGAAACGGCUCAUCUGUCGAGAUCUCGUACGAUGAAGGUAUGACUGAGCGGGAAAAGUUCCAGAAACGAAAGGGCUGGGCUGGAUUGUCUGGUCAGGAGCAGGCUAACAAGCUCAAGGAGCGAGUGGCGGCCUUUUCGCUCAAGACCAAGGCUCGAAAGACGGACUCGGAGACGACUGUGCAAAAGACCAUUGUUUGCCAGCGAGAAAACCCCUUCUAUGUCGAUGUUGUGCAAGAGUUCAAACAGCGUCGAAUCGACUACAAGACAAAGGCGAAAAGGUGGAACAAGGAGGCUGCUUCUGCUUCCGAUCCUGCGUCUCGAGAGGAGGCCAAGAAGAUGGCUAUCACCAACGACUCGAUGCAGCUGGCCCACAAAGUCAUUCUCAACUCCUUCUACGGUUAUGUUAUGCGAAAGGGUUCUCGAUGGUACUCCAUGGAGAUGGCCGGUGUGACUUGUUACACUGGAGCCAAGAUCAUCAAGAUUGCCCGUCAGACAAUGGAAGGUCUUGGUAUUCCUCUUGAGCUCGAUACAGACGGUAUUUGGUGUAUGCUGCCCAAGACCUUCCCCGAGAAGUUCAAGUGCAAGUUUAAGGAUGGUUCCAGCUACGAGCUUGAGUAUCCCUGUUCUAUCAUGAACUACUUGGUGCACAGAGACUUUACCAACCACCAGUACCAGAAGCUGAAUCCCGAGACUGGGAAGUACGACACUCAUUCAGAAAACUCCAUCUUCUUCGAGCUCGACGGACCCUACAAGUGCAUGAUGAUGCCUACGUCGACUGAUAAGGGUAAGGGUCUCAAAAAGCGGUACGUGGUUUUUGACGACCGCAAUAAGAUUGUCGAGCUUAAGGGCUUCGAGGUCAAGCGACGAGGAGAGCUGUCGUUGAUCAAAAAGUUUCAGUCACAGCUGUGGGACACGUUUCUGGAGGGCUCCAAUCUCGUCGAGUGUUAUGCUGCUCAGGCUCGAGUGGCUGAAGCUUGGCUGGCAGUGAUUGACUCUCGCGGCAAGAACCUAUCCGACGAAGAGCUCAUUGACCUGGUUUGUGAGAACAAGUCCAUGUCCAAGCCUGUGCAUGAGUACGGCUCUCAGAAGAGUACUGCUCUGACGACUGCCCGUCGUCUAGCGGAGAUUAUGGGCGACUCCAUUCUCACGGGAGGCAAGCUGUCAACCAAGUACAUCAUUGCGGUUCGAACCAAGAACUCCAUGCCUGUUCCUGAGGCUAAGAAGGGUUCCGACGAGGACUCUUCAACUGCUGAUCGAGCUAUUCCCACUCUGGUUUUCGAAACCGAAUCUCUGGACGAAAAGCUGCGGUUCUUGAAACGGUGGAUGGGCCCUCGAUGGGAAUCCACGGACCCCCGAGACGUCAUUGACUGGAUGUACUAUCGAGAACGUCUGGCGACGACUAUCAACAAGCUUGUGGUGAUUCCUGCCAUUCUGUUGGGUCUCAAGAACCCCGUUCGAGGCUGUGAUCCCCCCGAAUGGGCUUCUGACAUCAUCAAGCAACGAGAUAACCCCAUCAAGCAGAGCACCCUGAGCUCUUAUUUUGUCAAGGGUAAACUUCCCACUCCUGAGCCCAUUCUCAGUGAAGAAGAUGAGGUCAUGGAGAUCCAGGUGGGCGACAUUGAAAGCAUCGGGACCACUCCUUCUCCUUCCAGACCCCCUGGAGUGCCUGCCCGAGUGGUUGUGUCUAAACGAGUGCGCAAAACUGUUGAGGAAACGGACAAGUCCACUCCCUCUCUUCCUCACAAGGCCCCCGAUCCGUUCGCCGACUAUGCAGCCUACAUUAAGUACGCCAAGGUCAAGUGGAAGCAUCAGAAGGCUCAGCGAGACCGAAGAGCCCAUCUUUUUGGCGAGUCCGACAAUGGCAUCGCUUCUUCGUGGGUGUCCAAGAACGCCCACCUGGCUCAAGACGCCUGGCACCUGGUGUCCAUCCAUGCUGCCGAAAAACCUGGCCAGGUGGAGGCCAGCGUCAUCAUCGGAGACAAGAUGCAACGGGUGCAGAUCAAUGUGCCGCGCAAGGUGUACGUGGGGUCUCGUGAGCCGCUGAAGUGGGAUAAGUUCACUGACGUGACCAAUGCCAUGGCUGUGGCUGAAGAGGAGCAACCCAAGUACCUCUACCGAGCAGUCAUGUCUGAAGACAUGUACCAGACGGAGAUGACUAACCCGGAGUCUCCGCUGAAGGACCCUCACGUGACGAAAAUCUACGAGGCCGACGUGUCGCCUGAUUCACGUGCCCUCAUUGAGCUUGGAUCCACAUUCCAUCUUGAUGCCUCCACUCCUGGUAUCCUCUCCAAGGGCUUCACCCAUGGCUUUGAGGCCAAAUGGUUCAAGUCAGGUGACUCGCGGUCCUACCUGCAAAACUCAGGACUCUCCUACGCUCACAUUGUGCACGUGGUUUCUUCUGCCGUGGAGAUAUUUGUCAUCACACCCACCUGGGACGCACCAGCUCUUGUGUUUGUGCACCAGUCGUCUUCCAGUGAAAAGUUACCUGACAUCUCGAAGGAGUACGCCCGUCUGCGACGUGGAGAACGGUACAAGCAGAACAUGGACGAUUGCACCGUCUUUUCCUUCCCCGACACAAUGCAGUACGAGGUGGAGUACUGUUCCAACCACCGACGAAUGCUGCAGAAGGUGUCCAAGGCGUGUGACUCACUGUCUGGCUCCCGAAACGGCCAGCUGGUGUUUGCACUCCAUUCUCCGGACAGAAACGUGGAUGAAAAGGUGGCUGCCCUGGCCAGAAUCCCCUGUAUUCGGCUGAGACCCGUUCCUCCGUCUACUGCUGCUGUUGGAUGGCAACGGGAUCUGGUUCGACGGCUGAUUGCAUCGUUCUUGUCACAUGGAGCCAACAUUUCGUACCUUGUCGAGAUGGCUCGGUAUGCCAAGAUGCCUCUGUGUCAUGUGCAAGAUACCCGGGACGUGAUUGACGUAUCAUACGCUCGUCGGCUCAUCCAGAACAGUGUCGUUUUGUGGUGGUCUGCUGCUCUGUCUACCGGAGGAGCCCUCACUGACCAGGCGGAAGUGCCUGUCGCCAACAAUCCUGGACUGUACACCAACAUUUGUUUCGAGAUCAAAAUCGAGCAUUUGGUGCUCAACGCCUUGUUGCAGAGUGCUGUGAUCCAGGAUACUGAGGGAGACAUUCACAACGAGCUUCUCUCCAACGCCUUCAACCCCCACGCCCUCAAAACCCUCAAAAUGGUGGUCAAGGAGUGGUGGGAGCACGGGGACAAGAAACGGCCUCCCCAGGAUCUGCUGGACAACUUCACAGUGUGGGUUUAUGCGCCUGAGUCGCGUCUUUUCUCCCCCCAGUUGCUGUACCACACUCAGAACCUGACGAAGAAGACCUUCCUGUAUCUUGCUCAAGAGUGUCGAAAGCACCAGGCUCAGUUGGUGUACGCUGAUCAACACAAGCUUGUGUUGCAGACAGAGAAGACGGAGCUUCAGCUGGUGUACUCGUACUCCAACUACAUUGUUCGGCAGAUCAGAACCCAUCCCAUUCUCAAGUAUGUCUCUGUCGACAUUACUCGCUACUGGGACACCUUCCUGUGGAUGGACAAGUGGAACUACGGGGGCUACUCGUCUGACGUCAUUGUUGACCCCUCCAAGCAGAGCGAGUCUCUGUUGAUGCAUUGGCACAUUGCCAACUUCUUGCCUGAGACUCUACAGCAGGAAUUUUCCAAGUGGGUCCAGGAGUACAUUCAUUUGUUGCGGCUGCGGAAAUACCCCGAAAACAGAACUACUGAUGUUGACGACAUGCCCAGUGACACUCCCAUGCUCACCGACGGAGACAAGGACGACGCUGCCCUUCUGAGCGACAAGUUCUUUGGCAAGGGUGUGGUUUCUUACCUGCAUCCCAAGCUCGUGAGACGGGUCAAGCUGCUGGCUCAAAAGCUAUCGGAUGUUCUCUCCUCAGGCGACUCCAUUGACGCCUUUAAGUUCCCCGUGCUUCCCGGGUCCAUGAUCCAGCCAGAGACUAAUCCCGUGGUCGAGUUCGCCAAGUACGUGUGCCACAUUUACGGCAUCAACGCCAAGGCCAACUUUGAAGUCCAGAUUUUGCUCAGAGACCUUCUUAACAUCUUUGAUAUCAACGAGUUUUCCGAGGAGGGCACGUUCCGAGAUCCGUCCAUGUCGCUCAAGCUAACCAACAUGAUGUGUUUCAAGUGCAAGAACCCCUGCGAUCUGGACCUAUGCAAGGACUCGUGCUGCACCAAAUCUGGCUUCAGAUGCCCCCUCUGCAACUCGCUCUAUGAUAUGGUCAUUGUGGAGCAGCGGCUGGUGGGUCAGCUGCAGCGAAUGAUUCUCGAGUACGAGACGCAGGACUUCCGCUGCGACAAGUGUCGACGAGUCAAAGAGUAUGAGCUCACGGAGUUCUGUCCUUGUUCUGGCUCUUGGGUCACUAUCAUGUCUGCCGAAGACGUCCACAAGGAGCUGUCCAUUUAUGAUCGGUGCGCUCGGUGGUUCGAGUUGAAGAUGCUUGGUUCGUUCCUCAGACAGUUGGGUUAUGUUUAG